Molecule: messenger RNA, 2584 nt
Organism: Cottoperca gobio
Lineage: Eukaryota; Metazoa; Chordata; Actinopteri; Perciformes; Bovichtidae
Gene: wdr93
Product: WD repeat domain 93
Exons: 17
Coding region: 46-1842 (598 amino acids)
Biological process (GO): electron transport chain
Cellular component (GO): respiratory chain complex I
Molecular function (GO): protein binding
Source: RefSeq, a predicted model, not a curated record
UUGAUCUACUUUACGGUAAAGUGGCAACCGUUGGCAACGGUUGUCAUGACGACCGUGAUACACUUAUUAAACUUAAAGGACAAAUUAAGGAUGUCCGUGAACACUAGAAAAGUUACCCCAGAUUCAGAUAUGGAAGCAGCUUGCAAAGCAGAAACAUCCAGAAAGAAAACCCCUACACUGGAACUGUCCGGUGCAACACGGCUUCCAGAGAGCACCAGCUGCCUGGCGUGCUCGGAAGACGGCAGGUACCUCAGCCUGGGUCACUCCCAGGGCUUGUCUGUGUGGUGUGCAUCUUCUCUGAUCUGUGCUGCAGAGUGGCUGCAGGAAGGACUCGAAAUUACUUCGAUUCAAAUGACCAGAAUGGCUGAGAAAGUCUACCUGCUCUGCACAGUUGAUGAUAUGGGUGUUGCCAGAGUCUUUGCAUAUCAGUGUGAAGGCAUUCACCUCCUCAGUGUUAUUAACACCAUGGAAAACAUCAACAAAAGGAGAAUUUGCUUGACAUUUGAAGUGUCUGAAGGGGGAGAUUAUGGAGCUGCGUCAAUCAGCUGUAACCGUGCUGUUUGGCUCGAGGUCUAUCACUUCCCCUCAGAAGCAUGGCUGAAAGAGUUGGAGAUGGCACAAUCACAAACUCAGGGUCUAAACUCAUCUGUCGAUGUGGACGUGAAAUGGUCUCCAGUUAAAGUGGUGAUUAAAAUCAAGCCACCCAAAAAACCAGCAGGGACAGCAUUGGAUGGUCCCCUUGAGGCGUUGCAAAUGUCAGACUUUGUUGCACACUGUUUGGCUCUGGACGUACACACCAGCAGCAGUUGUCGAUGGCAGGAACAGUGUUUUGAGAGAGAUGCAGGAAAAACAAAGGAAACAAAUGCAAGACGUUGCACCCAGCACUUCCUUCUGCCUCGUGGUCAGUUUCCUGGUGACGGUAAAGCAAAGUAUCAGCCAGCAGGUCCUGUUGCUGUGUGUGUGUGGUGGAGUGGCAGCCAUAAUCUUCUUCAGUAUUUGCUGCAAAAGGCACCAAAGAACAAACCAGAUAUGGAACUAAUACCAGAUUUGUUGUGGCCGAAUGCAAAGGAAAUCCUCUGCUCUGCUGUUAGUCCAUGCACACGUUACAUAGCUCUUGGGCUCGAUGAUGCUUUGGUGUGUGUGUGGGACCGGCAGUCUGGGUCUCCUCUGUCUGUUGUCUCAGUGUCAGCAUCAGACAGUUCCUUCUUCAGGAUGCAAUUUGUUGAUUACUGGCCUGCGUCUGCUGAUGAUUCCCAAAACUUUACCGCAGAAAAAGUCCGUCUUUUGGUGUCGUGCAGAAGUGGAGCAAUUCUUACAGUGACCACGGGACGAGGGGCACACUCCUGCUCAGUGCAGCUCACUGAAAGGCCAAAAGACAGCGGCGACUUCCCAACUGUCACUGCAUCAGUGCCAUUCCUGCAGAGUUUGGUGCAAAGAAAUGGAAAAAUGUUCCUCCAAGAUGUCGUCAACAAAACCCUGGUGUGCUUCUUGAUUCCUCCCAAAACUCAUCUGAUAGCCACUCCCUGCAGCCCUGUUUAUGCUGUGAACACCAAACAGCAGACUCUGUUCAUACAAGGUGACCAGAGCCCCAGCUGCAGUGGAGGAAGCAAUCUUUUCAUCUUCCAUUUUGGAGAGCCUGACAUCAUAAAGCAGUAUAUCAUUUCCAGUCCAGUCCCUCCACGACAGCAAAACACACUGAGCUGUGUCUCUCUAGAGGAAACCUGCAAUCUCUACCUCCAGCAAAGAGCGCUGUCUGUGGAUGAAAGGCUCAAAGCUAUAAUGCAGACAUGGAAGCAGCAACAGGAAAGUGCGGUGACGGUACAACAGAGGCACAGCAGAUGAAGAGCGGCAAUCUGUUUUGCACGGAGGCUGCAGCUGUAAGUUUCGCAAGGCACCUGUUCACCGACACCUCCUGGAGCCGUCCAGCUCCUCUGCGAUCCGUGCGUCCAGUGCGCAUUUCCAGGCGCGCCACCUUUAUCCAUAUAGCCUACCAAUCAGAGCCCUGCAACAGACAACCCGGGGUGUGGUCUGACCUCAACUCCAUAUGACUGAAAUAUUAGUUAGAAAAGAAAGAUAAAUACAAAUGUAUGAUCUCCACAAGAAGAACAAACAGCAAUCAUGUAAGUAAAUGCCAGAAAGACAUAAGUGGUAAAAAGAGACCCUCGUGGAAAGAAUAUCACUCAUGAAAUCACAAUUUUGGAAUGUGAGACUGCUUGAAAAACAAUAUUCUCUUUGACCACGUCUGCAAACAGCAAGAAGACUCAAGUCUGUCAGCUGAAUAUGAAGAAUAUAGAGAAUCGUUGUACUUUUAAGUUACAGCUAAGCUAAUUCUCAUCAUCACAAAUGAGCAUUUGAUUAGUGCAGUACUUAGAAACCUGGUCAUGAGGCAAGACCCAAGUGACACACCUGUCCACAUGAUUGUCCACAGUUGGGUGUAGUAGUUGGUUGAAGCUUCUCAUUUGAAGUCCUACUCCUGAAUGUCUUCAAUAGAAUAGUUUCACAGUGUGUGAAAUAUGCUUAUUCUCUUUCUUGUAACAUUUCUGAAUUCCUAAAGGUGGCUGCUUUGUGGUGUCUUUACAAAGCA